Molecule: messenger RNA, 498 nt
Organism: Venustampulla echinocandica
Lineage: Eukaryota; Fungi; Ascomycota; Leotiomycetes; Helotiales; Pleuroascaceae
Exons: 1
Coding region: 1-498 (165 amino acids)
Source: RefSeq, a predicted model, not a curated record
AUGUCCCCAACCAUGAUCGAUCUGUUGAUUGCCCUCCUGGUCCUCCUCUUCGUUUCCCUCCUGCUGGUCGGAGCGCUGUACUUCCUGCGCAAGAUCCGCAGGAAGCGCGCCAUUGCCCGUCAAUCGCUUCCCCUUCACAAUGACACCAAGUCAAACGGGCACCGCCGCCUCACCAUCACCGCAACACCCUACGGCCGUAGCUCCACCAUCUCAAUCUACGAUGAGAAGUCCUCGAUGAUGAGCAGCCCACGGUCACCACCUUUGUCCCCGGACAACGUCCCUGAAAUCCGUAUCACCUUCCCCGAUGAGCAGGACGAGUCUGGCCAGAGAAAGGGUGGCCGCGUAGUCGUCGUCCGAGUCGGCGAGACGGGCGUUGGUCUCGAGCCUUUGCCAGAAGAUGAGCAGCUGCCUGCGUACGAGAAGGAGGGCGGACAACGAUUCCACUCCAUCGACAUGGACCGGAUCGGGGGCUUGAAGGAAAAGAACGAAUACUCAUAG